CGGAAAACUGCAAACCGUUUGACGCGCACAUGCCGCGAGCUGCAGCCCAUGUCAGCGGCAAGUGGCGGAGGCGGCGGAAAGGCGGUUGUCGCGCAGAACUUCCCUGCGUCUUGGGUUGCUGCAGCUGCACUGGAGGUACUGCCUCAGAAGGUGCAGAGUUUGCUGCAGCGACUGGGACCUUUGGAAGGGCCGCCGGUUGUAUCACAAGGGCCCAACGGACUGCAGGCUUUAGCAUGCUUUCAGAAUGCGAGCGAUGCCAGGGCUGCGGUUCAGACGCUGCAUGGGUUUGACAUGCGUUCUGCUGCUGAAAAACAGGCAGCCAACAACGAGGCCCCAAAGGAGAACGAAUGCUUUAGUCUUCGAAUCGCAGACGAAUCAGGUGUUGCAGGUUCAAAAACUGCAAGAAAGCGAAAGCUGAAGGCCAAUGGCAUUUUCCUGUGGCCUUUGCCCCAAAACUGGGCUGAGAAGGAUGUUGAGCUAUUGGCAUCGCCUUAUGGAACUGUGCUACGCACCAAAGUGGAAGGUAUGGCGAAUGGUCAGAAAGGAGUUCUGAUCGAUUUUCUGAAGCCCAGUGCUGCGUCUGCUGCGCAAGCAGCUCUAAAUGGUUUGUCCCUGAUGGGAGCCACAAUCAGGUGCGUGAUGCAGGAAGAACCACAAGCAGCACAGCCACUGAUGAUGUAUUUUUCAUACCUUGACGAGCUGGUGAAAUCUCCGAUAGCGCAGGAGGUUGAGCCUAAAUUGGAUGACAAGGAAAUUUUUGUGACGCACUUGCCACCAAAAGCGGGCACUGAGGACGGUGUCAGGUUCCUGCUUGGGAGCUUUGGUGACAUUGAGGAGGUGUUUCUCCUUCGAGAUGCUCAGCAAAGACCAAGUGGAAAGGCAUUCGUCCUCUUCAAGAGCCAUUCAGAAGCACGAAAAGCUUUGGAGGCCAUUCGAGGUUCAAGUGCCGAUGGUGCUUCCAAGGCAUUCUGGUCUGAGUCAGAAAGGGCCUUGAGAGGCCCGCCCCUUUCGGCAUCUUGUGUUCACCUCGUUUGGGAACCACCGCCGCACGUGUUCUUUGCAAUUGAAGGCACUCGUGGAGCUUAUGGGCUGAACGUCUUGAGACACUUGCAAGGCCAAAACGGCAGCAAGAUGCAGGAGAUUCGCAAGGCAGCAGCAGCUGGGUCGUUGCAGCUGGAGAUCCUUGACGAUACGUCAAACAAUGGCCAUGUCCUCUUUGUAGCAAGCUGCGGAGAGGCUGCUCAGGCCGAAGAAUGUUGGAGGCUCCUUUCCGCAGCUCUAGCUUGUGUGCACGAGACACAUGCUGCAGAGGUUCGAGGUAGUCUGGUUUUACGCGGUUUUCCAGCCUCGUGGUCAGAGAAGGGAUUAAAGUUUGUUUUUGCUCCUUUUGGUGGCUUGACCUCGGUCACAAUUGAGGAGGAGGAGGAGAAUGCUCAGCCAAUUUGUGUGUCUGGGGAGGUUGCUCCUUCUGGCCGCCUAGCGUAUGUGAAGUUGCGAAACAGCCAAGCCAUGGACAAGGCUGUGGCGAAUUUGCAUCAGACCAAAGUGGGUGAUGGCGACCUUGUGGAGGAAUGCAUUGUGGCUUGUCACCGAUGGCACAGCAAGUCUUGGAUCGAUGGAAGCUUCCAAGUGAGCAUUUUCAUUGAUCAGCUGGCGCUGAGCAGAAGACCACUUGAGGCUGGCCCAGGACCAGAGGACCGAGAACUAUAUGUUCGAAACUUGCCUUUGCAUGACAUGUCGCGGCAACAGCUCCAGGAGUACUUUGAGGGCUUUGGAGAAGUCGAUGAUCUGCAUCUCAAUGCCGACGCCUUCUCGAUGGAGCAAGUCAACGAGGGGUACAUACGCUUCAAAGAUCAUCGAGACGCGGUGCGUUGCAUUGAAGCUCUGACCCCGACAGAUCCAGACGAGGCAGAUCCGACUGAUUUGGCAGGUUCAUGGUCCGAGUCUGAACGUGUUCUGCAGAGGAAGACCAACUGCUACAGGUUCAAUGUGGUGGCAGAGCUUGUUGGUGCAGAUGGCUCUGGUUUGGAGAGGAUCAAAGCAGAAGCGCGACUGAAGGGGCUUUGGAUAUUGGGCGAGAGCUUGCAACUCAAGGACAAGACCGCACCAAAAGCCUGUGGCAGACAGCUUCACUUUGUCGGGCGUUGCACGGAAGAAGUGAAUGUUCGGUUUUUCCGAGAUUUGCUGGAGCGAGAACUGGAGGUCAUACACCGGAAGAUUGCUUCUCGAUUGGAAAAAAGAAAGCAGAAGGAAGUUUGUGAGAAAGAGGGCCAAAGUGCUGUGAAUGGGCAGGAACGCAUGGCUGGUGCUUGGUCGCAGCCACCGUCAUUUUGGGGGAAUCCAUCUCCCAACACCAACAACUACGAUGGGUAUCAGGCUGCUUCUGCUGGUGCAGCUUGGAGUCGGCCUCCUGAUGCUGAGAGGUCAGCCGAAAUGGAAAGAAAAGGCCAAACCCGUAGACACAAACGCAAAGAUAAAAGUGAAAAGGACAGAGGACACUCAGAAGGAAAGGAGAAGCACAGCCACAGUCGGCGGAGAAGGCGCAGAAAAGAAGAGGCAUCAAAUUCGGCAUCAAACCAUUGAAAGAUGUGAUCAGGCCUAUGAUGUGAGGUGCACGGCCAAUUGUCCAAAGGAAAGGAGAAGCAUGAUGAUGGUCCAGGGAUCUACGGUGCGUUGUCGAAAGAGACGCUGCAAAGUUUGCCAGAACGGCUACUUGAGUGGUAAGUUCAAUGGCCUCCCAACAGUGCUCAAUGUAUUCUGUCUACAUAUGUAGUUUUGGAUUGUGCUUCAUCUCGAUUGGUCUUUGGUCCAUUAGUCAAUCGCCUUUUGAGCACGGUGCAGCACGGAAAUCCUUUGAUGCAUGCAACUGUUUGGUGUUUCGGCUGCAGGAAGACUGGAUCACAUCUAGAAC
Durusdinium trenchii is the source of this 2911-nucleotide messenger RNA. NCBI's taxonomy places the organism in Eukaryota, Dinophyceae, Suessiales, Symbiodiniaceae. The record is from the annotation of a GenBank genome assembly.